This is a messenger RNA of Lithohypha guttulata, 1911 nucleotides long. It is a transcript of the gene YPK2, whose product is annotated as Serine/threonine-protein kinase. Bases 1 to 1911 code for a protein of 636 amino acids. The transcript has 3 exons. The record is from RefSeq and is a predicted model, not a curated record. NCBI's taxonomy places the organism in Eukaryota, Fungi, Ascomycota, Eurotiomycetes, Chaetothyriales, Trichomeriaceae. Gene Ontology annotation, biological process: protein phosphorylation. Gene Ontology annotation, molecular function: ATP binding; protein serine/threonine kinase activity. Gene Ontology annotation, cellular component: cytoplasm; nucleus.
AUGUCGUGGAAAUUGACAAAGAAAUUAAAAGAGACUCAUCUGGCGCCUUUGACGAGUGGCUUCAGCAGUAGAUCAACCUCAACAUCCACAAUCAAGCACGAAGAUGCAACUACCACCUCAGCUCCAGAGACUGGCGAUACAGCCACCACACCUAAUUCUGCCAAUGGAAUUGCCGCGUCAGAACACCUCAUCAACCCUCCUGUUGCGACCGUGAAGCCAGGUAUUCUCAUAGUGACCCUGCACGAAGGAAAGUCCUUUUCGCUACCCCAGCAAUACCAUUCAGUCUUCAACUCGUAUUACGGUCAGGCAGGCCAAGCAGGAUCGGUACGGCCGACAUCGUCUUAUGCACCAAGCUCAGCUGUGGGCUCCUAUUCACAAUCAAGUCGUCCAGUAUCAACACAUUCUGGAAUCAACGCUGCACCAACGAAUCAUGGAAGAUACAUUAGCAAAUACCUUCCUUAUGCAUUACUCGACUUUGACAAGAAUCAGGUUUUCGUGGAUGCUGUGUCUGGUACACCCGAAAACCCCCUCUGGGCCGGCGAUAAUACUGCCUUCAAGUUUGACGUUUCAAGAGUGACAGAAUUGAGUGUACAGCUCUACCUGCGAAAUCCAGCUGCAAGACCUGGUGUGGGUCGAAGUGAAGAUAUCUUUCUAGGAGGCGCACGAAUAACACCACGUCUAGAAGAAGCAAAGACAUUUGUCUCUGAUCCCAAGAAGAGUAAAAAGGACAAUGAGAAGGCGGAAGCUGCCUUCAAUACCAGCGAGAAGCAGGCUGGACAGUUGGGCGCAGAGUGGCUGGACAUUCAGUUCGGUACUGGUGCUAUAAAACUUGGUGUCAAUUACGUCGAAACAAAACAAUCUACUCUGAAGAUAGAGGACUUUGACCUGUUGAAAGUCGUUGGUCGAGGAAGUUUUGGCAAGGUGAUGCAGGUCCUGAAAAAGGAUACCGGUCGAAUUUACGCCCUCAAGGUCAUUCGCAAGGCACACAUCAUCUCAAGAUCUGAAGUCGCACAUACGCUAGCUGAAAGAUCGGUACUGGCGCAAAUCAACAAUCCCUUUAUCACGCCUCUCAAGUUCUCCUUUCAAUCGCCAGAUAAGCUAUACUUUGUUUUAGCUUUUGUCAAUGGCGGCGAGCUAUUCCAUCACCUGCAACGUGAACAGCGAUUUGAUAUCAACAGAUCAAGAUUCUACACCGCAGAGCUACUAUGUGCACUCGAAUGUCUACACGGCUUCAAGGUCAUCUACCGAGACCUGAAGCCAGAAAACAUCUUACUGGAUUACACUGGACAUAUCGCGUUGUGUGAUUUCGGUCUAUGCAAGCUAGAUAUGAAAGAUGAGGAUCGCACCAACACAUUUUGCGGCACUCCGGAAUAUUUGGCCCCUGAAUUGCUUCUGGGCCAGGGCUACACAAAGAGCGUGGAUUGGUGGACGCUCGGUGUACUUCUUUACGAGAUGUUGACAGGUCUCCCACCUUUCUAUGAUGAAAAUACUAACGAGAUGUACCGGAAGAUUCUCCAGGACCCCCUCCAAUUCCCUGGACCAGAAAUCGUCCCAGCCGCAGCCAAGGAUCUUCUGCAACGUCUUCUCGACAGAAAUCCCGAACGAAGACUGGGCGCAAACGGCGCCGCCGAGAUCAAAGCACACCAUUUCUUCGCUAACAUCGACUGGAGGAAACUGCUGCAGCGCAAGUACGAGCCAAGCUUCAAACCGAAUGUGGCCGAUGCACGAGACACCGCCAACUUUGACCGCGAAUUUACCUCGGAAGUGCCCAAGGAUUCAUACGUAGAAGGACCGAUGCUAUCAGAAACAAUGCAACAACAAUUCGCUGGCUGGUCAUACAACAGACCUGUCGCUGGAUUUGGAGACGCUGGCGGUAGUGUCAAGGAUCCGGCUUUUGGCAGCAUUCGGUGA